Tachysurus fulvidraco (yellow catfish) is the source of this 4471-nucleotide messenger RNA. RefSeq names its product casc3 exon junction complex subunit (gene casc3). The transcript has 13 exons. Gene Ontology annotation, molecular function: mRNA binding. The record is from RefSeq and is a predicted model, not a curated record. Gene Ontology annotation, cellular component: exon-exon junction complex. Bases 45 to 2300 code for a protein of 751 amino acids. Gene Ontology annotation, biological process: mRNA processing. Lineage: Eukaryota; Metazoa; Chordata; Actinopteri; Siluriformes; Bagridae.
ACACUUCCUCACGUACUUCCGGUUUCCCUUCCUUGUGUGCUAAGAUGGCGGACCGGCGACGACGAAGGAGGCGCGCGUCUCAGGACAGCGAAGAUGAGGACGAAUCUGCGUCCGGGUCGGAGAGAGGAAGAUCAGCUUCCCCUAGCGGGAAGACUCGCCCUAGAAUCCCCGAGCCGGGGGAAUCUCCAGUCGGACGCGUUGUCACGAAAAACGACGUCGAAUCUGAGUGUGAAAGUGAAGAUGGUGUCGGUGAAGCUGUCCUUUCUGACUAUGACAGUGCGGAUCCGGAGGAGAACGGCUCGCACUCGGAGGGAGGAGAGGAGGAGGAGGAAGUUGAGCACUUCAGUGAUGAAGAUGCUGCACGCCAAGCCACAGAGCAGAAAGCAGCAGCAGCAGCCGCCACCGAUGCUCCCACUGAAGUUGUGGGAGAGGUGGUUGAAGUAGAAGAAGUGGUGGAGGUGGAGGAGGAGGAGGAGGAGGAGAAAGAAAUAAAAGAAGUGAAGAGUGAUGAGAAAGGCAACUUGGCAGGAGAGAGGCAGAGUGGAGAUGGUCAGGAGAGCACGGAGGAUCCUGAGAACAAGUUAGCUGGUAAAGCUGGACAGAAGUUGGAUGAUGAUGAGGACAGAAAGAAUCCAGCAUACAUUCCCCGGAAGGGACUGUUUUUUGAGCAUGACGUGAGGGGCCAGGCUCAAGAUGAAGAGAGGCCUAAGGGCAGACAUCGGAAGCUGUGGAAAGAUGAGGGUCGUUGGGAACAUGAUAAGUUCCGGGAGGAGGAGCAGGCCCCUAAAUCACGCGAUGAGCUGAUUGCUAUUUACGGUUACGACAUCCGCAAUGGUAAUGGCUGCAGUGAUACUAGACCGUUCAAGCUGCGGAAGCCCAGGCAUCUUGGCCCACUAAACCAAGAGUUCAAGCGUUACAGGGAUGGUGAGAAGCCCCCCCGUUCCUCAUGGCAUGGUGCAGCUCCUGGUGCCCGUGGUCCCCCGCCUAUGACAAUAACUCCCCAGUCAGGUGUUUCUGCUCCUCCUCGCCUCCAGAAUAGGCCCUCCACCCAGCCCCCUGCACGCACCUUCCAGAGCAGCCGUCGACCUGAUAUCAGAAAUCAUACUAAAGCCACCACACGACUCCAGGCUUCUGAGAGUGAGAAGGCUCCCAGGCUCAGGGGCAGAGGUUGUCAUGGACCCCCUCACCACACCCAGCGCAGCACACGAGAGGAUGAAGAAGAGGAAGGCGAGAUUCCAACUGUAGCCACCACUUAUACUGCCCAUUAUUACAAAUCUGAGCAGGAGACAACCUCUUCAUCACAGCAAAAGGAGGAAAGUGGAACAAUGGAGGAACAACAGUCAAGCACACCUGGUACAGUAAGGGAGGUGUCACCACCUCCUGAGAAGCCAGUGGAGAAAAAAUCCUACUCUCUGGCACGCAGGAGCCGAGCCAGGCCCUCGGACCUUAGCAAACAGGCCUCUCUGGAAGAGGCAGUGCUCACCCCACAGGUUAUGCCCACUGCUGCCAAGAGUGAAUCGUGGCAGGGUCAGGGUGAGUCAGGCACACAGAGUGGCCUAUCAAGGCUGGAUCAGGACCUGGCUCGCCUCAAUCUGGCUGGUCAAAGCUGGACCCAGAGUCCGCCCUCAUACCUCCAGCCUGAGAUGAGAGGCAUCCCUAGUUCUAUACAUAUAGGAGGUGGACCUCCCCAGUAUGGCAAUAUGGAGGACAUGGGUGUUGGUGGUGGCCGGGCUAAGCGGUAUUCUUCUCAGAGGCAGAGACCAGUGCCUGAACCAGCGCCAAUGCACAUAGGGCUCAUGGAAGGCCACUAUUACGAACCCAUGUCAUUUCAGGGACCAAUCUACGCACAUGGUGACAGUCCUGCUACCAUGCCACCACAGGGGCUUCUGGUACAACCAGAGAUGCACCUGCCCCACCCCACACACCCAAGUUUGCAUCCGCACCAGUCAGGAGGACCGAUUCCAAAUGCUGCGCUUUACGCUGCUCCUCCACCCGUUUCUCUGUCUCCUGGACAGCCACCCCCGCAGCAACUGCUUGCCCCACCCUUCUUCCCUCCACCUGGAGUCAUGACCUUUAGCAACACCAACUAUCCUUACCCUGCUGGAGCUACACUACCCCCCAUAUACCCAAAUGCACAGGCACAGUCACAGGUGUAUGGUGGAGUGACGUAUUUUGACACGGUACAGCAGCAAGCUCAACCCAAACCUUCUCCACCACGCCGCACCUCACAGCCAGUCACAGUCAAACCUCCACCACCAGAGGACCAGAGCAGGAAGCCCAGUGAGGAAUUGCGCUCCUAGCUGCUGCUGAAAGAAGUAACCAGGACCAGCACCACUUGUGGAUGAAUUUAAUUUUCGAUGUGUUACAUUACCGUGUUUUUUUUUUUUUGUUGUUUUUUUAAAGAAAAAAACGUGUAGUUUUGAUUUUAUUCAUUUCAAGCAUGUCUGCAUUCACCUUCAUUCAAGGCUCUUUGUAAGUCAUGUCUCGAUCAUAUUUUUUAUCACCUGAUCUGUUUGCUGUGUGCUUCUUCACUUUCGAGGCAUGAGUUAGUUGCUGAAGGAAAUGUACUGUAAAAUAUAUACGACAAGCCGACACAGAAAGGGUUUCGCUGCUAUUACUCACCAUCAUAAUCAUCAUAAAUAAAUGUUUUGUAUUCAUAAUCAAGGCCGUUUUUUUUUUUUUUGGAUGGAAAAGGCAGAUGAAUGUGAUUGCAAACGUUUCAUUUAGUGCAGCAUGUUAUGCAAACGUUUCAUUUAGUGCAGGCUAUUUAGCUCACUGUUUGCAAGUAAUAGCCUAAUACAUAUUUGUUUCAAAUUAGACUUGUAUGAUAAUUAUCUGGUGGAAUUUUAACCCAUUUUGUGUGUUGAAGAAUGGAACAUGAAAACAGGUCAGCAUCAUACAGUAACAUGUUAAGACUCUCAUUUACCAUAGAAUUUAAAUAUAUGCAUGUAGCAUCUUCAGUUUAAUAUUCACAUUCAGCAUUAGAAGGCACUUUUUUUGGCCUGGCAGUCUAUGCAUCCCUGUUUUUCUUCAUCAUCCCCCAACGCUAUAUCUGUGAAAUGUUUAUUAGUAACUACAUUUAAGGCAAUAUGUUUCAGCUAUAGUGCAGUUUCCAGACUGGUCAUUGAGGGCAGGACGUGUUGAGCUGCAGCAUGGUGUGAUCCAUACCAGUGGAUUAACUAAUUGACCAAAAAUUUUGUCUGUAAAUGCUGACGACUGAAAAGAGACUCCUUUUCUCUGCUCGACACGGUGCACAUUUAAGCAGAAAUAUUUGAUGGUGCACCUUUAAGGGCUGACGGAUAGGCAGUGACUUACAUAUAUAUUAUAUAUAUAUAUGACUGUUCUAAUAGCAGGUAUUAUUGGAGUUCAUGUGGGUUUUUCUUUUUUAAAAUAGUGGUCUGCUCAUAGUUUCUAAUGCAUAAAAAAACCCUACUUACUUAAACUUAACCCAGACAGUGCUGAUUUGCAAAUGCUCAAGCAGUAUAGUUUCUGUAAAGGUGCUAGUCUCUUGUGUGUAGUGAAGUGUGAUCUUUUCACUCUUCCCCACAUCAAUGGCAUAUGCCUGAUCUCUGUAUCUUUGACUUUGUUCUGUGUUAAAUACAAUACUGUAAUAACAGUUUCAGGUUGAGAUGAUUUUGACUCGGUAGUGUGUUCUGCGUGAUGAUCACUCAACCACAUAACGGUGCACUUUGUGCUGUGAUGAUCUGGGGGAAAAAUCCACAGAAGCCUAGAACUAUUCACUUUGCCUGAAACUGACAUACUUGAUAGUGCUACUGCUUGGUGAUGGCUUUCUAGUGUAUGUGUAUAUAGAAUAAAUGUAUUAUUGAAGCCUGUGGUUUAAGCAGUAAUACCUUAAACUUUAGUUACUAGUGAAAUAUUGUCACCUUGAACAAAGUCAGCAGGGAUUCCUAGCCAUUAUUUGUUGUCUGAUUAACUGGUAAUUAACUUGCAAUUAUCAAUCGUAUCAACAGCUUUUUAAUUUCUAGAUGUGGUAAUUACAAGAGGUCUUUUCCUUAUAGGAGCACUGUACAGGCAUGCAUGAGCACAUAGCUGCAUUUCUUUGUGAAAGUAAUUCUAGGUGAGCUCCAGGGGCUGUGUUCCAAACACCUCUUAGGGUUGUGUACCAAGCACCUCCACAGGACUGUGUGAUGGGUUACUUCUUUAAAAUGGUUCCCUUUAUCAUCUGCUCCUGAUAGCCUGCAAGUAUAACUGAAGUUCUCUUACGUUCUCAGUGUUGUUUAGAUGUUGUGUAUAAGAUGAUUUGUGAUGUUACUUUCUAUGCCUUAAAAAAUUGCAUUGGUUUGACAUAUCUGCUCCCAUCGACUAGACCUGCCAACACUGUGACGGGCUUGUACAUGUUUAAAUGUUCAAAAGUGAUUUUUUGAUUAUUUUUUUUUAUUUGAUUUAUUUGAAUUUUUUUUUUCGUGGAGCAUUUUUGUCAGAAGAACUAUUAAACAAAACCCAUGUGUAA